Messenger RNA from Paramormyrops kingsleyae, 5896 nucleotides. The record is from RefSeq and is a predicted model, not a curated record. NCBI's taxonomy places the organism in Eukaryota, Metazoa, Chordata, Actinopteri, Osteoglossiformes, Mormyridae.
GCACUUCCGGGUUGGGCUCUGUGACGCAGCACUUCUGGUGUCGUGAACCUCAGAUACAAAACAGAAAAGAAGCUGUCUUUGCUGUAGAGCCCAGAUCUAAAUGGGUGGGAGCGGCGGCCGAGCGAUGUGGAUUUAAGGAAUCGAGGGUUAGUCCCAUGCUAACAAAGGCAAGGCUUUAGUCGCCAUAUACUGGAUAAUCGAGAGGACUGACUGUCCACCGGCUGGAGGCGAGCAGGCAGGCGCCGGGGCUCCAUCUGAAACCCCCGGAGUUGCAGCCAGCAGACGGUGACAGAGAAAAGUCGGGCGUCCGCUGAUCGGUGCCACGGGGUCCGCGCCAGCUGCACGAUGGCUUCAGUGCCCGGUGCUGACACGGCGACGUUAAGCGCUGCCUCUCGGUGAAGGCGGAUCGGGCUCUGGUUCGUGAUUUAACCACGAACCGCGUCAGCAAGGCGGGGAGGAGACGGAGCUGAGCCCGGCCGGGUCCGCUGGGCGCGGGACCGCAAGGAGCCGCAGCAUGCUGGCCCCUUGCGUGCUGAAGGGCUGAGGACAGGCCAGGAGAUUAGCAGCGGCAGUAGGAGCGACAGCGUCCCCCGGGGGCCGAGUCAUGGGGAACACGGCCACCAAGUUCCGCAAGGCCCUGAUCAAUGGGGACGAGACCCUGGCCUGCCAGCUCUACGAGAGUAACCCGCAGUUCAAGGAGUCCCUGGACCCCAACACCUCGUACGGGGAGCCGUAUCAGCACAACACCCCUCUGCACUACGCCUCCAGGCACGCCAUGACGCGUCUGCUCAGGUCCUUCCUGUUCUGCAAGGAUGGCAACCCUAACAAGCGUAAUGUGCACAACGAGACCUGCCUGCACCUGCUCUGCAUGGGCCCGCAGAUCUUGCUGCCGGAGGGGGUGCUGCACCCCCGCCUGGCCCGGCCCCAAGAGGAUGAGCAGAGGCGAGCCGACUGCCUCCAGAUGAUCCUCAGGUGGACCGGCGCCAAGCUGGAUCAGGGCGAGUACGAGCGCGCCAACGUCAACGCCACGGACGUCAAGAAGAGCACGUGCCUGCACUACGCGGCCGCCUCAGGGAUGAAGACGUGUGUGGAGUACUUGGUGAGGAGCGACGCAGACCUCUUCGCGGAGAACGAGGAUAAGGAGACCCCGUGCGACUGUGCCGAGAAGCAGCACCACAAGGAGCUGGCCCUCAGCCUGGAGGCUCAGAUGGUCUUCUCCAAGGACCCCGAGGCGGAGGGCGUGGAGGCUGAGUAUGCUGCACUGGACCGUAAAGAGCCCUACGAGGGUCUGAAGCUGCAGGAUUUGCGUCGUCUGAAGGACAUGCUGAUCGUGGAGACGGCUGACAUGCUCCAGGCUCCCCUCUUCACGGCGGAGGCAUUGCUCAGGGCUCACGCUGGUUUGUUGAAACAAUAUCUUGGUCUGAAUUUGUACUUUCUGAACCUGAACUAUCCACCUCUGGAACACUAUGGAGUGUCCUUUUCUAGGAGUAGUCAAAGUGUGACGUCAAAUGUUUCUUUUUCCCUCCAUAAGUGUGGAAUCUGCAUGUGUCCCAUCUCGGUGUUCGAGGACCCUGUGGAUAUGUCAUGUAGCCAUGAGUUCUGCCGAGCAUGCUGGGAAGGGUUCUUGAACUUGAAGAUCCAGGAGGGGGAGGCACACAACAUCUUCUGUCCGGCCCAUGACUGUUUCCAGCUGGUCCCUGUGGAGGUCAUCGAAAGCGUGGUGUCCCGGGAGAUGGAUAAGCGCUACCUGCAGUUUGACAUUAAGGCGUUUGUAGAGAACAACCCCGCCAUUAAGUGGUGCCCCACAGCUGGGUGUGAGAGAGCUGUUCGCCUCAACCGACUGGGUCCUGGAGCCGCCGCCUCAGACCCACUCAGCUUCCCUCUGCUCCGAGCUCCUGCCGUUGACUGUGGGAAAGGCCAUGUCUUCUGCUGGGAGUGUCUCGGGGAGGCUCACGAACCGUGUGACUGCCAGACUUGGAACAUGUGGCUCCAGAAGGUGUCCGAGAUGAAACCGGAAGAACUGGCCGGCGUGAGCGAGGCCUACGAGGACGCUGCCAACUGCCUGUGGCUGCUCACCAACUCCAAGCCGUGUGCCAACUGCAAGUCGCCCAUCCAGAAGAACGAGGGCUGCAACCACAUGCAGUGUGCCAAGUGCAAGUAUGACUUCUGCUGGAUCUGCCUGGAAGAAUGGAAAAAGCACAGCUCAUCCACAGGGGGGUACUAUCGCUGUACGCGCUAUGAGGUCAUCCAACAGGUGGAGGAACAGUCCAAGGAGAUGACGGUGGAGGCUGAGAAGAAGCACAAGAGCUUCCAGGAGCUUGACCGCUUCAUGCAUUACUACACGCGCUACAAGAACCAUGAACACAGCUACCAGCUGGAGCAGCGCCUCCUCAAAACAGCCAAAGAGAAGAUGGAGCAGCUGAGUAAAGCCUUCAGCGGAAGAGAGGGCGCUCCCCCUGACACCACGUUCAUUGAAGAUGCGGUGCACGAGCUCCUGAAAACCCGGCGCAUUCUCAAGUGCUCUUACCCAUGCGGCUUCUUUCUGGAACCCAAAAGCACAAAGAAGGAGAUCUUUGAACUUAUGCAGACGGACCUGGAGAUGGUGACAGAAGACCUCGCCCAGAAAGUCAACAGGCCUUACCUCCGCACGCCUCGACAUCGGAUCAUCCGCGCUGCCUGCCUGGUCCAGCAGAAGAGGCAGGAAUUCCUGGCCUCCGUGGCCAGAGGCGUGGCCCCCAACGACUCCCCGGAGGCCCCCCGUCGCAGUUUCGCAGGCGGAACUUGGGACUGGGAGUACUUAGGAUUUGCUUCCCCAGAGAUCCUGGCCAAUCAGUCGGUACUGGGAGGAAAUGAUCAGAGAGAGAACUAUCAGAGUUCAGGAGCACAGCAGCAGGAGUACGCAGAGUUCCAGUACCGCCGGAGACACCGGCAGCGGCGUCGCGGAGACACACACGGCCUGCGGAGCAGCACCCCUGACCCCGAUGACCCCGGCGAGGGCGUCAUAGACACCCAGGACGGGGGGAGCAGUCGGAGGCAUGUGGCCCUCCGUUCCCUUGACGACGACGACCCCAACAUUCUACUGGCCAUCCAGCUGUCCCUGCAGGAGUCUGGCUUAGAUGUGGGCGGCGACACCCAGGAGUUCCUGAAUAACGAGGCGUCGCUGGGGGCGAUCGGCACCUCCCUGCCCUCCCGGCUGGACCCGGCGCCCCGUGCCGUGGAGGUGCCCCGUGCCGCCCUCAGCAGCUCCGAGCUGCUGGAGCUGGGCGAUAGCCUGAUGAGGUUGGGCGCUGUGGCUGGCCAGUAUGCGCCUGAGCACUUCAGUGGCUCGCACGCCUUUGACGAUGCCACGGGCAGCAGCCCCCCCCAGUCUGAGGGUGCCGACCUCGACUCGGAGUGUCACGACCCCGCUGCCAAUGCCAAUCUACUGGGCAACAUCAUGGCUUGGUUCCACGACAUGAAUCCCCAAAGCAUUGCCCUAAUCCCCUCAGCCUCCUCUGAGCCUGGCCUGGACACGCAGCUGUCCGGCAGCCUGAAGGAAGGUCUGGAACCUCGGAUUGAGGUACAGGAGCAGGUGGAUGAGGAGGAGGGCCAUCUGGGGAAGGUGGGGCAAUGUCUACCAUGCCAGGCUGGAGAGGAUACUGAAACGACAAGGCCCACCCAACUGGAGCUGGAGCGUCUGGAUGUUGUAACCGUGCCAGCCGUGGAGCAGGAGAACUACUGUAGCGCCAAUCUCAGCCGCGCUGAAGGCCCUCAAUGUGACUCUGACCCUGAGCACCAACAAUGCAGCAGCGCCUCCCCAGACUGGGAGGAGCAAGUGCACCUGGUGUGAGAAAUAAUAUAGCUAGCCCACCCAGAAAAUCUUAACCGGUCUGAGAGGCAAAUUAUUAGCUCUAGCAGCAGUUGGAAGGUCAAAAGAAGGUUUCUUAUGGAAGCACAACAGAAAGGUCUCGUUAUGGGGGAGUCUGAGUGAUGAUAGGUAUUUUUAAUGAAAGAUAUGAAAGGUUAGAGGGCAGUUGAAUACUGAGAGAUUGUACUUAUCUGUGGAACUAGGUAUGGUAACUAGUUAAGUCCUAUGACGGACAAUAGUCAGGAAAGGCAGGGGGGAAUCUGAAUUUUUGCUUUUUGAAUUUUUUGCUUUUCAGAAAUAUGCGAAAGAUUAGGCCAUGAGAUCAGCCUCAUCAAAGUGCAUUUCCCCCUCUUUCAGCUAACUAUAACCCCCCCCCCCGGAAUAAUCAUUGUGGUUUUCUUACCAGGAUGAGACCUACUACUGAGAGGGGGGACAGAGUUCAGCCCUCCCAACCGUUAGGGGGCAGUGUUGCACCUUGCCGUGGUAUCGGAAUAGUAAACAGGCGGGUAAACCCCUUCCUGUCAAUUCUCAUCCGCCUCCUCUUUAAAUGAAAAGGUGCCAAACUGUAACUAGAGUAUAUAUGUACCACGUUGUUAACAUGCGAACUGUGCCUAAGUUGCUAAGAUCCAAUCACGUUUAUUUCCUUCCCAUAGUUGCCCAUCAUUAGUCAAUGCACAUUUGCUUGUGAUAUAGAGAAUGUGAACAAGACAGAGCUACUACGACAGGUUUUAUUUUAAAAUCAUUAUUAAAACAAAGCUGGAAAUGUUAUAAUGCAGAGUAGCAGUGGACACAAUCAUGGUGUGUAUUAGAAAUGCAGUUAGCUAUUUACUUCCCAUAACCUAAGCACUGUAACACGCCUAUGAGUAUUUGAAAACGUAGGAUUCAUUUAAAAUAUGAACUUGCCGCGCAGGAAAGGGCUGUACCUUGAAGCGGAUCUACUAAAUUCAUUACCGUGCCUUUAUGUGAGAGUUUUUUUUAAUUAUUUUAAAUUAAUUACUGCGUCUCAUGAGCUCUUUAGCGGUGUGGCUUACAAGCACUCAGCUCCCUUUGUGGUACAGUCUAUUCAUUAACAAACUAACAAAGGUUUUCGAACCUUAGCAUUAAGAAAAACACAUUUGUAUCCAUUCUUAGCCUCUCUUGCUUGUUAGAUUAUUUCUACAUUUUUUUAAAGCAUUGAAAAAUGGAAUAUAAAUUUAAAUGUAAUUAUAGUGAGCCAACGGAUUAUUGAUCACCUUCGAUUCUGUUACAUUUUAUUCUUAAGUAUAAAAUUGCCAUUUGUUCGACUUAGUUUCUGAUUUGGGGCAUGCAGGAAUUUAGUGCCAGAGAAGCGUAACGCUGUAAACUUAAAUACAACGGUGCAGGUCUUUUUUACGGAGAUCUGAAAUGACACUAAGAAGCACGGGUGGCACAGGUAUUUAUACGUAACACUUUAAGGUAUUUAUUAAAAAGUGAAAUCCCCUUGCAACUUUGAAACUUAACUUUAGAUGUGUCAAGGUAUAAAUUUGGAUUGGAUCAUUUUCUGUGGCAAAACUGAACUUCGAGAUAAACGGUUUUCCUUAAGGCUUCACUAAAAACGGUCUUUUUCUCAAGAUAGGUGUGACUGUGCUGAAAUACAUGUCAUCUGAUGCUUAGAACAGCAGCGAAACGUGUGUGUCGCAUUGAAGCAGUUUGUGAGAGUAACGUGCCGGAGUCCGUGACUUUCGUGGGACUUUUUGUUCUGUACGUCCCUAUUUAAGUUGUGGAGUUUGACCAUCGUCUUCUGUGAAACAGUAUGCUGUGCAUGAAAAGGGUCCUACUAUAUACAGUUUUUUUUUCCUUGGUACUGAAUUUGACCUGACAACAGAAAUCACUUUAAAUUGGCAAAACUAUUUUAUAACCCACUGAAAUUUUAUAUUGUAAAGCAACGUAACCUUGAAAUGCGAUUUGCACUUUCAUAAUGAUAUACUUGAUACAUUCCCAGUUUAUAUGGAAGUAAGUAAUGUUUGAUGUCUGGCCAAAACAUGAAAGUGUCGGUUAAGGUUGACUUAAUAAAACUGUGUAAAAAUCUAA